AUGCUGCUCUGCCUCACCCCGCCUCUCCUGACGGGGCUGUCUGCUUGCACUGUGGCAGGUGACAAGGAACUGCCACUUGACGCUGAAGCUGGGUCCUGGGGCACCGUGACCCUGGAGGAAGAUGUUGUGCCCAGCAUUCAGCUCCAGCUCUGGGAAGUGAAGAGGAGCAAAGCGAGCCAGUUUUUUGGACUGAUGGGGAAGCAGGUGGGAGGAAUACCUCCCAUCCAGCCAGAGAGAAGAGCGUAUCAACGAGGACCAGUAGUCCAGGGCCACCUGGGCAGGGGAGGACCAUCUACAGAAGAGGACGAAAAACCCCUUUCUCCCUACCUGGACGUGACAGCCAACCAGCCAGCCUCCGUGUCUCCUGGGCUCAUCGCCAGCAUGUCCCUACCACCAGGCCCUCACUGA
Molecule: messenger RNA, 408 nt
Organism: Lagenorhynchus albirostris (white-beaked dolphin)
Lineage: Eukaryota; Metazoa; Chordata; Mammalia; Artiodactyla; Delphinidae
Gene: TAC4
Product: tachykinin precursor 4
Exons: 5
Coding region: 1-408 (135 amino acids)
Source: RefSeq, a predicted model, not a curated record